AACUUUGGAUGUCACGUUAUUUAUUAGUACGUAUCGCCGAAGAAUUCGGUAUACAAGUUAGUUUUGAUCCAAAACCUAUUCCUGGUGAUUGGAAUGGUGCUGGAUGUCAUACUAAUUUUUCAACCUUAGCUAUGCGUGAACCUAAUGGACUUGAUGCUAUUCAUAAAGCAAUCAAAGCACUUGAAACACGUCACAAAGCACACAUAAAAUGUUAUGGAAGAGAUAAUGAACGACGAUUGACUGGACGACAUGAAACAGCAAAUAUCAAUCAAUUUAAAGCUGGUAUUGCAAAUCGUGGUGCAUCAAUUCGAAUACCUCGUCAAGUUGGUGAAGAAAAAUGUGGUUAUUUAGAAGAUCGUCGUCCAGCAUCAAAUUGUGAUCCAUAUGCUGUUACGGAUAUUAUUGUGCGCACUGUAUGUCUUGAUGAAAAAGAUCGUGAAACACUUACUUAA
Messenger RNA from Rotaria sordida, 452 nucleotides. The record is from the annotation of a GenBank genome assembly. NCBI's taxonomy places the organism in Eukaryota, Metazoa, Rotifera, Eurotatoria, Philodinida, Philodinidae.